AAUUAAUAACUGUAAUUAAGUAAUGAAAACAGCACUGGAAUGGGUUUUGCGAUUGAUUACUAGUGAGUGUUUAACAGUAAUGAUAUCUCAAAUACGACUUCUACUAUGUUGUUGCAUUUUGAUGGUCGCGGCAAAGUCUACGGAGACCGAGGAAACAGGAGAUUUAGAAACACUGUUGGACAUAAUUCCGAGUGAUGAUAGUUCUUCAGAAUCAGAAGCGAAGAGUCGAGCAAAAAUGGACGAGAAACAUUACAAGAAGAGUUUGCAAAAACAACUCAGUCAAGAAGAUCAAGAUCGCGUGGAUUUCUUCAGCGAUCUAUUGAAGAACGUGAAGAAACUCAAUGCUAAAGACAUCCCAGCUGCGUUUGGUGCUAAUUAAUAAACUGUUGAUUGUUU
Messenger RNA from Bombyx mori (domestic silkworm), 396 nucleotides. RefSeq lists its product as uncharacterized. NCBI's taxonomy places the organism in Eukaryota, Metazoa, Arthropoda, Insecta, Lepidoptera, Bombycidae. The record is from RefSeq and is a predicted model, not a curated record. The transcript has 6 exons. Bases 23 to 379 code for a protein of 118 amino acids.